Frieseomelitta varia is the source of this 597-nucleotide messenger RNA. Its product is annotated as defensin. The transcript is spliced from 3 exons. Lineage: Eukaryota; Metazoa; Arthropoda; Insecta; Hymenoptera; Apidae. Gene Ontology annotation, biological process: humoral immune response; defense response to bacterium. Bases 80 to 355 code for a protein of 91 amino acids. The record is from RefSeq and is a predicted model, not a curated record.
UAUCGUUCAUUUAUCAGACUCUUCUCAUUAAUAGUCUUCGACGUAGUCGAUCGCCGAGUCAUCAAAAACUUCAGUCAAAAUGAAGAUCUAUUUUCUUGUCGCUCUUCUCUUCGUCGCUGUAGCCGCCAUCAUGGCAGUACCAGUGGAGGAGGAGUACGAGCCUCUCGAACUGCCUGGUGUUGAGGAGCGUGCCGACAGACAAAGAAGAGUAACCUGCGACCUUCUCCCCAUCAAAAAGUCCGCUAAAAACACUGCUUGCGCUGCUAGAUGCCUCAGCAAGGGCAAAGCUGGUGGCCGCUGCAAGGAGGGAGCCUGCAAAUGUCGCAAGUCCAUAAUCAAGAAACUCUUCGGCUAAAGUUCACUUCUACCAAGUUCCAAUAAUGGAAUUCUUCUGUUCAACGAAAGAGACACAUGAGAAGAAAACGCAACUAUUCUUGAGAUAUUGACAAGUAUUAAAAUACGCUUAUUUCAUUGUACUGAAUCUCUCUUUAAUGAAAAUUUUGUAAACCUUGACUUGCUAAAAUUUUUUUGGCUCUAAUAGUGUUGGCAAUAUUGACGAUUAAAUUCGAUAUAGUAUUGUAUUAUAGUAUUAAGAAC